Cheilinus undulatus (humphead wrasse) is the source of this 3056-nucleotide messenger RNA. It is a transcript of the gene foxa3, whose product is annotated as forkhead box A3. Gene Ontology annotation, molecular function: DNA-binding transcription factor activity, RNA polymerase II-specific; RNA polymerase II cis-regulatory region sequence-specific DNA binding; protein domain specific binding. Bases 375 to 1778 code for a protein of 467 amino acids. The record is from RefSeq and is a predicted model, not a curated record. The transcript is spliced from 2 exons. Lineage: Eukaryota; Metazoa; Chordata; Actinopteri; Labriformes; Labridae. Gene Ontology annotation, biological process: anatomical structure morphogenesis; cell differentiation; regulation of transcription by RNA polymerase II.
UCCGCCUGCUGCAGGGUGCCGGAGCGCAGAAUUUAAAAAAAAAAAAAAAAAAAAAAAAAAACGGGCCACGAGAAGAAGAAGAAGAAGAAGAAGUGAACAUCUGCUGAUCUGUGGCGACAUUCAACUUCUCAAACAAUGGAUGACCAAUAAGACUUCAUUUUUUCCUCAGGAGCAAAGCGUCACGUCACUUUUUCUGACAGAUUUCACAGCAAAGAUUUUCUUUUUCGACGCAAAGGAGACACUUUUGUUCUCUUGGAUUUUCUUUACCUGACAACUUCAAACUUUGCCAAGGAUUUCAUAUUUAUUUUUACACAUAAACAAACCAAAAGCUCGUUGAUAGAUCAGAGUUUCUCCUUCAAAGACUUGUGUUGGGGAUGUUGAACUCUGUGAAAAUGGAAGCCCACGAUCUACCAGAGUGGAAUACUUUCUACAGCGAGGCCAGCGAGAUGUAUUCUUCUCCCAGCACCAUGAACUCUGCUCUGGGUUCGAUGGGCUCCAUGGGAACCAUCAACAGCUACAUCAACCUGAACCCGGCCACCGCCAACCCCGCCGCCAUGAACAUGGCCUACCCGAGCUCCACCCUCAGCAGCUCCCCGCUUGCUUCCAUGGGUUCAGGGGCCACUCACAUGUCCCUCUCCCCGGUGGCUUCAUCCCUCAGCUCCAGCUCUCUGACACAGCUGGGCCCUGCGGCCCCAGGCUCCCUGAGCUCCCUGUCCCACUACCAGAACAUGGGCCAGUCCAUGAGCCAGCUGGGGUACCCGUCCACCCCCACCCUGAGCCGGGCUGGGCCUAAGGAGAUCCCACCAAAGCCGUACCGGCGCUCCCUGACCCACGCCAAGCCACCUUACUCCUACAUCUCCCUCAUCACCAUGGCGAUCCAGCAGAGCGGCAGCAAGAUGCUGACCCUCAACGAGAUCUACCAGUGGAUCAUGGACCUGUUCCCCUACUAUCGCGAGAACCAGCAGCGCUGGCAGAACUCCAUCCGCCACUCACUCUCCUUCAACGACUGCUUCGUGAAGGUAGCUCGCUCGCCAGACAAGCCGGGCAAAGGUUCGUACUGGACUCUGCACCCACAGUCAGGGAACAUGUUCGAGAACGGCUGCUACCUGCGGCGCCAGAAACGCUUCAAGAUCGAGGACAAGAUGGCUAAGAAGGCCGCCAAGAACCAGGAGGGAGGGUCAGGGAAAGGAGGUCACAGCGGAGACCACCUGGUGGAGGACCACAGCCCCACAGGAGGAUCCGAAGGAGCUGACUCUGCCCACUCAGACAGCUCCCACCCGGGCUCCUCAGACGACCAGCCGCACCAACGAAACUCCCUGGUUCCUCUGGACUGCCCCCCGCUGUCCUCCUCGCACCUCCACAGCCCGCCCAUCUCCCUGCCAACCUCCUCCUCCUCCUCUUCCUCCAUCCCUCCAUCCUCCCUGUCCCUGUCAGCCUCCUCUUCCUCCAACCCGCUCCUUCACCCUCAGUCUUUAGUGGGGGGCACCCACCUCCUGCCCAACGCCAUGCAGCAGCACAUGGACCUACAGAGCGACGCCCUCAAGUCCUUAGACCCCCACUACAACUUCAACCACCCGUUCUCCAUCACCAACCUCAUGUCCAACGAGCAGAAGAUGGACCUCAAGUCCUACCAGGACCAGGUCAUGGCCUACAACAGCUAUGCUGGAGGCUCUCCUGUAGGAGCCAAGCAGAUCUACGACAGCCCGGGGCCCGCCUCCAUGGACUCAGGUGCUUACUACCAAACUCUGUACAGCCGCUCAGUCCUCAACGCCUCCUAAUGUGGACAAACACUGUCAGUGGAGCCAAGAUGGAGGCUUCUCUUUCUGUCUAAAAUGGACACCAGAGCUCUCUCUCUCUCUCUCUCUCUCUCUCUCUCUCUCUCUCUCUCUCUCUCUCUCUCUUUCUCUCUUUGGCUCUCAUCCAACAGCCUCUGAAGGGACUCACAUCUAAAAUGGCUGCCGUGUUUGAGGCAAAAGGACAGUUUGAUUUCCCUUGAGCGUCUCUGACAAACGUGGAGGCUGCUUGGUUACAGAAAAGUGAAGCUGGAUGACGAUGGUGACAGGAGCUCUGCUGCUGAAAUCAGCUCUGUACAAAUGUAAAUAGAGGUAAUGUGGGGGUAAAAGGAUAUUUGCAUUUAUUUAUGAAGGGAAUAAAUUUUAAUAUAUCUUGUAUAGCUUUGUGGAUGAGUUACAACCCCAAUGUGAGUUUAUUUUUUAGAUUGAGUUUCAGGUUACUGCUGCAGGCAGGUGUUACUGUUCGUGUUACAGUCAUUUCACAGUCAGAGUCCGUCAGUGUAAAUACAGCUCAUGGAGUCCGUACUUUCAAAAUAAAAUGUUUGUUAUUUUGGUUGAUAUGAAGAAACAGAUGCUUUUAUUUCAUUCUGGAGCUCAGAGAAGUUUAGAAAAUGUUUUGCAGCCAGAAGGAAAGAGGUGAAGAAACUGUGGUAAAACCUAAAAAAAAAAACAUGUUGUGUUUCUGUAUUUUAUUCCUACAAACAUUUCCUGUUGUUACCUUUAAUACGAGGGCAUGAGGCGCUCCUGACUCUGCCACAUGUGGAAAAGCAGAGCGGGUGAGGAGCACGGGGGAGUUCAGUCAGUUACUAAAACAGUGGAGGGGAGGAGAGAUGCACUAUGGGAGAUUUACAUACAGUACUUUGCACUAUGGAGCUCCCAUUGGCCAGGUGGGCUGAUAGUGUGUGUUACAACAAUACUUAGGACCUUCCCCCUCCCGCUGUCAAUGCUUCAGCUCAAUGAGAUCAGUGGAACAAUGUCAGAGGGUUAAAUAACCCGCCGCUGUCCAAAACUAAAGUGCCUUUUCUUCAAAGACUGCUGAUCUGAUCAGAGAUCAAUGAAUCUAUUGAAGGAUUUUCUGUCACAGAGAGGACGCAGAAGUUUCAGGUCACAAGACGUCCUCUGUGGAGAAGAAAUGAGUUUUAUUUAAGCUUUUCAAACAUUCAAAGUGUGCUGAUAUAAUAUAUUGUUUUGUUGUUUUGUUGGUUUCAAUGUGAUUCAGAUGAUCCAUGUUUCAUUUUUCUUAUUAAAAAGGCAAAAAUGUGG